CAGACAGAUACACCUUCCCUUUCCUCUACGUCCUUCCCUGGUUGGACUCUUGAGUCUUGAUUCACUUUUUUCUCUUAGAAAUUGAAGUUAGCUUAGAAAAUUGUUCGAAUGAGACAACGACCACCUUAUUCAUAGAAAAUAUCGAGACAAAAGCAUAUUAGUUUUUUUUAUUCUAUCGUUUUCUUUCUCUUGAUUGGCUUCACGAAUUAAAAUGGAAUUUUUUGAGUUCAUUUUUUGACCUUACUAUUUUGGUGUAAGUAAAAGUUGGAGAGAAACAAAUGUUUGAGUAUUUAUGGUUGACAGACACUUAGACCAACGCAUUUAACUCCAUUAUAUCCUCUCCUAUUGGUCCUAUAUAGUAUAUGACAACGCGCCUAUCUGUAUAGAAAUAUAUUUGUGUUUUAAAAAAUCAAUUCUCAAAAACUCGUUAGGUGUCAUCUAGUUUUGAAAAACUUCUUUUGUUUUUUUCAUAUUAAGUUUUUGAUUAGUUUAGUAUUUUUAUAAGUUAAACAACAAUUUUUAAAAACAUAUUUAAUAGGCAUGUAGGUGAAUUAAUCAUUUGAGUUUCUAUGGACAGAUUAGACUAAAACUAAGUGGUCCGGAUGGUAUUAACCACCAAAACAAUCCAGUUUUCAAAAAUUUAGAAAUAAACCAUAGAUUAAGUCAACAAUUCAUUAUGCACCCAAAAAAGUUGAAACAGGCGUAGAGAUAAAGAAUAUGGCAACUAAAAGCGAUCGAUAGCAAUAAUCUUAUUACAUUGAAUUGAAAUCAUAUUAACUUAAGGAGAGUUGUUUGACUUUAGCGUUUUGAUUGAAACCUUUUGGAAACAAGAAAGAGCUGUUUUUUUGUGUCAAAUUACUAAUUUAUGACCGGCCAAUCUGCUGCAUAGAUCAUGCAAUAACGUCUACAUCUCAACCUCAUAGCCUAUAGUAAUAAUUUUUGUGUCCUUUAGAGCACAUCCGAUAAGAAAGAUAAACCUAUAAUAAUUGAAAGCAACAUUAUUAGGACUUUACACAAGAACUUCAUUUUCUGAUAUGAUUCAUAAGAAUAUAUUUAUUCUAAAAAACAUGCAUGCAUAACUAGUUUGUUUGUACGAUGUUUGUGUGUGUGAAUACUAAUGAGCCUCUUUGUGAGCAGGGAAGAGGAAGAUGGAGCUAAAGUGGUGAGAGUUGAAAAUGUGGAUAAUCCAUACAGGAGACAGACCAACUUCAACAGUAGAUUCAAGCUUACUCUAAACAAGCUCUACGCUUGGGCUUUGUCUGAUUACGACCGUGUGGUCAUGCUAGAUGCCGAUAACCUCUUUCUUAAGAAAGCCGACGAGUUGUUCCAGUGUGGGCGCUUCUGUGCGGUCUUCAUUAACCCUUGUAUCUUCCACACUGGUCUCUUCGUGUUGCAGCCAUCAGUGGAAGUGUUCAAGGACAUGCUCCAUGAGCUACAAGUUGGAAGAAAGAAUCCUGAUGGAGCUGAUCAAGGUUUUCUUGUCAGUUACUUCUCUGAUCUUCUUGACCAACCUCUCUUUAGUCCUCCGAGUAACGGAUCUGUACUUAAUGGUCACUUGAGACUUCCCUUAGGCUACCAAAUGGACGCUUCUUAUUUCUAUCUUAAGCUAAGAUGGAACAUACCCUGUGGACCAAACAGUGUGAUUACAUUCCCGGGAGCUGUUUGGUUAAAGCCAUGGUACUGGUGGUCAUGGCCUGUUCUUCCACUAGGUUUCUCAUGGCACGAGCAGCGUCGCGCCACUAUAGGGUACUCAGCCGAAAUGCCUUUGGUUAUAAUCCAAGCAAUGUUUUACCUUGGAAUCAUAGUGGUUACACGACUAGCUCGUCCUAACAUAACCAAGCUAUGUUAUCGCCGCUCUGACCGCAACUUAACAACGAUCCAAGCUGGUUUUAAGUUGAUCGCGCUUCUCUCUGUAGUUGCAGCCUACAUCUUCCCAUUCUUCACCAUCCCUCACACUAUCCACCCACUCAUCGGCUGGUCGCUCUACUUGAUGGCUUCUUUUGCUCUCUCUUCCAUUUCAAUCAACACUCUCCUCCUCCCAACGCUCCCUGUUCUCACUCCAUGGCUAGGAAUUCUCGGCACUCUCCUUGUCAUGGCCUUCCCUUGGUACCCUGAUGGAGUGGUCAGAGCCUUGUCAGUUUUCGCAUACGCAUUUUGUUGCGCACCCUUUGUGUGGGUUUCAUUCCGCAAAAUCACAUCGCACCUCCAGGUUUUGAUUGAGAAAGAGGUGUUGUUCCCGCGAUUGGGAGACUCAGGGGUCACUUCAGGCUUCAGCAAAUUGUAUUAGGGAGUCUUUAUUUGACAUAUUGUUUCUCUGUAUAUAAAGGAUUAUUAUUGUUUCAUUCACAUUACAUUUAUAUCAACUCACUCUAACCUUCUUUCUUUUACCUAGUCAAAGUAUCAAUUUCGGUAGCCU
Molecule: messenger RNA, 2416 nt
Organism: Arabidopsis thaliana (thale cress)
Lineage: Eukaryota; Viridiplantae; Streptophyta; Magnoliopsida; Brassicales; Brassicaceae
Gene: PGSIP7
Product: Nucleotide-diphospho-sugar transferases superfamily protein
Exons: 3
Coding region: 1118-2287 (389 amino acids)
Cellular component (GO): membrane
Source: RefSeq, marked reviewed